AUGGAAUCUUCGACAUUCUACACUCUACAGCUAAUGUCACUCUGUCAAAUGGAAUGCUUGACUUUCACAGGAACGGUUCUAUCACCAGUGGUCAUCUAUUCUCGGAAAAGGAUCCAGCUCCCUUUCGGUUUCAAGAAUAUUGUCUCAAGUGGGUGCAGAAUCAUCAUUAGGCAAGUUCGAGGAGUUGGAAGAACAGAGUAA
This is a messenger RNA of Microthlaspi erraticum, 201 nucleotides long. The record is from the annotation of a GenBank genome assembly. NCBI's taxonomy places the organism in Eukaryota, Viridiplantae, Streptophyta, Magnoliopsida, Brassicales, Brassicaceae.